Molecule: messenger RNA, 1751 nt
Organism: Chara braunii
Lineage: Eukaryota; Viridiplantae; Streptophyta; Charophyceae; Charales; Characeae
Source: the annotation of a GenBank genome assembly
GUUCCCCUUCAAGCGCGGCAAGCACGUGCUUGUUUCUGCUCGCCAUCAUCGUCGCGGCUCCUGGCCACUGCCCAUUCGGGCGCAUUGUCCACGUGCUCCUUCGUCCACGUGGCCGUCGUCGACCUCCACGCGUCCACAGUCCACGUGCUCCUUCAUCAACGAUCUCCUUCGUCCACGUGCUCGUCGUUGCUGAGUUGCGGACGAGAUGCCACCGAGGAACGCUUCAGGGAAGGGAAGGAAAGACAGCGGAGCAGGCGAUGGUGGGGAAACCCAGAAAGGCAGAGGCCACGUGCCAAAGUCGAAAAGGCAGCGCGUGGAUGACGCCAGCUCCGAACACACUGAAGACUUUCAGCGAGACGAAGUGGUGAUGGUGGAUGCGCAAGGGACGACCGGGGCGAUGCGAUUGGGUUUCGGGUGGGAUGGGGUGUCGAGGGAUCAGCUGUCCGCUCUGAAACAGAGCCCCGUUGUCAGUGCUGCCGGGGCCUGGCAAAGGACCCCGAAGGCGGCAGGGGUGGUCAUGACGGAGGCGCGCGUGCCGAGGCAACUUCCGACGGUGGCGGGCCAGGGUCAGCCACUCCCCUUGCAACAGGCGGGGGCUUCAAGGGGAGGGAAAACACAGUCUGCGCAAAAGGGUGAUGCGACGGCAAGCGGCACUCGGACGACGGCGGUGGAUCAUAGCACUAGAAGCGGACUCGACGAAGGUGUGGCCGAGGAGAGGGUUGACGACGUCCGCCGUGACGAAGGAAUAAGAAAUGGAAAGCGGGAGGGCGAUGACGACGACGACCGUCCACUUGUGACGAGGUUGAAGGGAGCGCCAAAGGAGGAUGGUGUGGAGGAGAGGUCCAAGUUGUGGAUUGAUUGCGACUCUUUCUGGGUUCAGGGCCCGGGGAAACCCUUGAGGGAGGCGGUCGGCGAGUGCGCGGACUACUUCAUGGCCAUCGCCAGCGGAGACGCAGGAGCUGAGCCGCCUGCGAUGCUCAUAUUGCCGCCGAAUGACGUUCCGCGCUUCAAGAUCGACGACCGUGCGCAGAGUGAACCAGCUCUGCGCAGAGCGUAGUCAUACAUCAGCGUCGACAUUGCUACAGGCAUUGCACGAGUAGUUUGCCAGGGACACAAAUGGUCAAAUGUGGUUUCCCCUGCACUCGUCUACCACACGUUGGCGAUGAAGAUGGAUGUGCCUCUAUGGUUCGCGGGGGUGAAGAUUGUGGAUCGGCCUGAAGACGACGACAUGGCGGCGCGGCAGGAGGUGACAGUUCUUCGCGUCGCGGAUUGCUGGACAGAUGCACUGUGGUGUGGACAAUGGGCGGACGGCGGCCGCGUCAAACAGGAGAGGUUGUCUCGGCUUGCGGAUUGUCUUCGAGCAUUGUUGAGCGCGUGCAUGUGGAUCAUGUGCAUGGGUGGUGGCGACGACCGUUCGCACAACGAGGCGUGCUUGUACGCGUUCAUGGUCGCCAAACCCAGGCGACACAUCUUCGACAGCGCCAACCUCGUCUUGGAUCGUAUAGGGAAGGCACACCUCAUGCUGGGAGAUUACCCGCAUUGUAUUCUGGAAUGGUGUGAUUGCGGGUUGGUGUUCGGGCACAACGCGGCCCUGAAGAAUGCAGCGGAAGCCGCGAAACACGGUUGGAUCGGCAGCGGGCCCGCGGCGGAGGAAGACGGAGAUGAGGGCAGUUGACACGUCGGUUCAUCCAUAACGCAGUGGCGGGGUGUGGAUCGUCGAUUGAUUGGCACGUGGGAUCGUGAAACGACGA